Molecule: messenger RNA, 1193 nt
Organism: Papilio machaon (common yellow swallowtail)
Lineage: Eukaryota; Metazoa; Arthropoda; Insecta; Lepidoptera; Papilionidae
Product: lipase 3
Exons: 1
Coding region: 33-1193 (386 amino acids)
Molecular function (GO): hydrolase activity, acting on ester bonds
Source: RefSeq, a predicted model, not a curated record
CACGACAUGAGUCGAGUUUAUUGCAAACUACAAUGAUAUAUCGAGUGAUUUGCGUAUGUAUAAUUUACAUACGCAUGUCUAGUGCGUUUCAUACUAACGAGGACAGAAAACUAAACUUUAAUGGAUUGGGUUUUAAACAUGGAUAUAAUGUUGAAGAACAUAAUGUAGAAACUGAAGAUGGAUAUAUUUUAAAAUUGUUCCACAUCCAAGGUGAUACCAGAAGACCUGUACUCCUCGUUCACGGGAUUAUUGACAGUUCUGAUACGUUCAUCAUCAGAGGAAACGGUUCACUCGCUAUUAGUCUUGCUAAUAGAGGUUACGAUAUCUGGGCUAUAAACACUAGAGGUAACAGAUACUCAAAAGCACAUAAAUAUUUAAAUCCUAACGAAGAAUCUUUCUGGAACUUCAGUUUCCACGAAAUGGGCUAUUACGAUCUACCUGCAACAAUUGAUUACGUUUUAGAAAGAACAAAUCAGAAACAGUUGAGUGCAAUCGGACAUUCGCAAGGAAAUACUCUCUUUUAUGUGCUAGGAUCAACAAGACCGGAGUACAAUGAUAAGGUGAAUUUAUUGAUAGCUUUGGCACCAAUAUGUUUUUUACACAAUGUGAAGCCGCCAGUAUCAACUUUGCUAGAAUUAUUACCUACUGUUGGUAAUAUAUUACAAAUGCUUGGUAUGGAUGAAGUGUUUAGUGAUGAAUCGGUGUUAAACGAAGCUAUCAAAGUAAUCUGUAAUAAGAAAGAAGUUGGUUACGAAUUGUGUGCGCGCGGUGUGUUAUUCGCUAUUGGUGGUAAUGAUCCUUCCGAAUUUGAACCUGAGUUUCUGCCAGUCGUCGUGUCCCGUUAUCCUACAAGUACGUCGAGAAAGAACGGAGUUCACGUCGCGCAAGUUGCUUUGCGUAAAAGUUUUUCACAAUACGACUACGGUCCGAUACGCAAUAUUGCUGUGUAUAACACAAUCGUACCACCAUCGUAUGAUUUGGAGAAGGUUAAAAUGAGAGUAGGAUUGUUUGUGGGCAGAAAUGAUAGGUUAUCUUCUAUUCGUGACACGGAACUGUUAAGAGAUCAAUUGCCGAAUGUUGAAUACCAUUUGUUGGAGUACAAGAAGCUCAAUCAUUUAGAUCACGUUUGGGGACGGAAUAUGUACCAGUAUCUCUUUCCAUAUAUAUUCUCAGUAUUAAAAAAGUACAACUAG